AUUUCGUCGUCGCGGCGCGAUGGCUCGAUAUUACGGCAAGAUGCGCUCCUCGUUCGACUCGGAAGGGACGAGCGCCGGGCUCUCCCCACCGCAGUCGCCGCCGCGCCAUCCAGUCUACUUCGUCCAGAGCCCGUCCCGUGACUCCCACGAUGGCAACGAGAAGCCAUCGUUCCACUCGACGCCCGUGAUGAGCCCCAUGGCGUCGCCUCUCCAUCACCAGUCCUUCAUCAAGCACUCGGGAAGCUUGCAGAGCGAGGCCAGCUCUGUGCCCCCUGCGCCCAAGCCAGGAUCACGGAGAGUUCUUCCCCACGGCGGCUCGCUCCCUCCCCAUCACAGGCCGCACAAGAAGGGGUACAAGCAAUGGAUCCCGGGGACCAUCAUGGAGGAGGAGGAGCAGCAAUCGCACGGAGAAUCGGGCAAGAGGAAGCCCCUCUCGCGGUGCUGCCUGUUCUGGAUCAGCGUUCUCUGCUGUGUUCUUCUCCUCAGCUUUGGAGCGCUCAUCUUCUGGCUCGUCUGCCAGCCUCACUCGCCCAAGCUCGUCGUCAAGAAAAUCAUCUUCCACGAGUUUACCGUCGUGGCCGGGACGGACUCGGGCGUCCCGACGCGAGUGCUUACGUCCAAUUGCACGCUCAUGGUGAAUUUCCGCAACCCAUCGCAGUACUUUGGCCUCCACGUCCACGCUGCCGACAUCAAUCUGGUUUUCAACGAGCUCACGAUCGCUACAGGCCAGAUCCCAAAGUUCUACCAGCACAAGGACAGCAUGAAAACUUUCCCCGUGAAUGUGGAGGCGAUCAAGGUGCCGCUCUACGGCGCGGGGCCGGAUCUAGAGGGCUACACGAGCGGCGGUGGCGACGUGCCGCUGGCGGUGACUGGAACAAUCCAGUCGCGAGCCCACGUCUUCCCGCUGGUGCGCCCAAAGUACCGCACUUCCUUCUUCUGCCGCUUCAAGGUCCAUACCAGCCAAGUCAAGUUCCUCCGAGUUCUCGCAAACUCCUGCGCCUACGCGUGAGAGCCCCCACGCAAUAAAGUCGGGUUUGUUUUGUUUGGUGGGAUAUUCGGUUUGGCCUCUUUAAUUUAUUCUUUUAGGUCA
Molecule: messenger RNA, 1090 nt
Organism: Selaginella moellendorffii
Lineage: Eukaryota; Viridiplantae; Streptophyta; Lycopodiopsida; Selaginellales; Selaginellaceae
Exons: 3
Coding region: 20-1009 (329 amino acids)
Cellular component (GO): plasma membrane
Source: RefSeq, a predicted model, not a curated record